Paramuricea clavata is the source of this 2679-nucleotide messenger RNA. The record is from the annotation of a GenBank genome assembly. Lineage: Eukaryota; Metazoa; Cnidaria; Anthozoa; Malacalcyonacea; Plexauridae.
AAGGUGUCUGUCCAACUGCUCUUAAAGAAGGUUUCAUACGUUGGGAUGAUGAACAAUCAGGAAUCGACCUGAACAACGCGAACUAUGGCAGUUUGCCUGACGGAAUAUACGAGAAAACCAACACCACGAUCAAAUACUGCUGCAGUACCAAGGGGAACAUCAACAAUCCUGCAAAACUGCCAAACCUCAAACCUUUCUACCUACUCACGUACGAUUCAGCUCAAUGUCAGAAAGUCAGAGGCAUGAGAGUGACGUCAGAGUUUGUUAAGUUUGAUGAUGAUGAUCAAGGGAAUACUGAUGGCACGGGGGGUGCUUACCCCUAUGGACCCAGUGAAGAUCCAUUUAAUUUGAAGAUAUAUUACUGUUACUACGAACCAGGUAACCCCCUACAUACUGCUAUGAACAAGCUAUCCAGUAUGAAGUUAGUUUAGUUUAUAUUUCAACCCUUAAUGGACCUCCAGGGAGAACAGUUUAGAACUGAUAGAGCUAUCCAGUAUAAAUAAAGUUAGUUUAGUUUAGGUUUCCUCCUGUGGUAACACUGAAUCAAUAAGAGAUGAUCCUUACUGGACCUCUAGAGAGAACAGUCUAGAACUGAUAGAGCUAUCCAGUAUAAAUAAAGUUAGUUUAGUUUAGGUUUCCUCCUGUAGUAACACUGGAUCAAUAAGGGAUGAUCAUCACUGGACCUCUUGGGAGAACAGUUUAGAAGUGAUGGAGGAAGCACUGAUUACCUUUAUAUAUUCCCGUCAUUCCUAUCCAUGGAGUUAUCUCAAUGUAUUAUUGUGUCCAAACUGUAGGUCAGGAAAACACAGAAGACCUAGGUAUUGGAAAACAAGCAAAGGUGAGAAAACGCACUAAGAUCGAUAUGCAAUACUCUUUUGUGUUUGAACACACAAUUGCAGGUAAGCACUAUCGCGCAGCAGAUGCUGAUCAACCUGCAGUUAUCAGAGCGAGAAAAUGAUGUUAAUUCUUUUCAGUAGAUGUAGUAGUCUGGUAUUUGGAGGCAAAUAAAUACAAUUGAGAAGUGCAGUUUAAUUUUCCUGCUCUAUUAUAGACCGAUUCGAAAAGUAGCUAUCACACUGAUUUAACAUUAUUUUAUAAGCUAAUAAACAAUUUUUCAACAGAGACCUUUCUUUAACUGGGAAAGUGUAAAAGUUUAUCAUUGAAAACAAUGAAUGCAAGUGAAAUUGUAGCCCUUUGGAAAUAUACAUAAAAGCACCAAAAAGAGGCUAUAGUCAGUCUUCUUUGUUAAUUCCAGCACAGUGAUUAAUUUGGCUGAAAUAAUUUCAGGGAGAAAAAAGAUUGAUAGCUAUUUUUCGAAACGGUCUAAAGUUGACCACCAAUCUGCCGUCGUUAACGGGAACUCUCCGACUUUCUCUAGGACGGAUCGUCUCGGAUAACAUCGCCAGCACUGGCUGUCGCGGUUGGCUGUGGAGUAGCAGCCGCUAUAGUUGGGACUGCAACAGUCGCUUUCAUCAUCAAGAAAGUUUUAGCUAAACGCAGAAAACACGCAUUUGACGCCGGUCUUGAAACAGAAGAUCUCAUGGGAGAAUAAGGGGAAGAAUCUCGAAUGUAAAUGUGGAUCUACAAACUUGAUCAAGUCAAAAUGCCUUGGCAACCGACUAUUGUAGUAUACAGUUGUUGCCAUUGUUCUUAGGGGUUUAUCCAUCAAUAAUAGCAGUUCCUAAAAAGUUUGGGUGAUGAUUAAAACUUAAAAAUGAUGAGGGAGGUUUUCAAGAUAGUUCAAAAUUUAAACUCAGAGUGUGCUUUAGUUUAGUGUUUAAUGUUGGGAUUGGGGUAGGUGUAGGGUAAGGUUUAAGAUUGUUAUAAGUAUCUCAUGGCUGUUUUUUGCUUCCCGUCUUAACAACCUUGAAAACCUCCGUCCGUCCCUUUACCAUAAAGGACCUUCACGUUUAGUGUAACCCCAGUACUGUAUAUAUAGACUUAUUAUCGACCUAUCUUAGACUAUUCUUAGUGGCAAGAUAUAAGGGGCUGUUUAUAUGGAAGCCGGGCUGGUCCGCUUAGCGAGACAGCCCGGUAAAAGUGGGAUGAAUUUCUCUCGUGACAGUUUUGUGGUCUUGCCAGUUGUUAAAAAUCGGCAGCCGGGCCAGCCCACUUGCGAGUGUUUAUAUGGAGAAAUUUUCAUGCCGGUAAGCGAGAUCUCGCCUCUUUCAAGCGCGCGCGCGCGCGAGAUCUCGGCAAUCGGGCCAGCGAGAUCUCGCGAGAGACCGCGGCUUCCAUAUAUUUACAGCCCCAAAUAGAAAAUAAUUGUUAUGAAGAUGAUUUAUAUACGCCUGUAUUCUAAAAGCUCACUGCACACUCGCACUCGCACUCAAUGAGUGGAAGUUCAAUUUGAGCUUCCCUUGAGUGUCAAUGCUGUUUUUAAAUAGCAGGAGGGUGAGUAUAUAGUCACACAGUAAUUAAGGUACGACACUAACCCUUCAGCUAUUCAAAAACUGCACUGACACUCAAGGGAAGCUCAGAUUUAGCCUCCACUCUUUGACUGCAAGUGAGCUUAUUAUGGAAUAAACAUAAUGAAAUGCAAUGUAAAACAAUUUCAAAUAAUAUCGCCCUGCUGAAAAGAGCAAAAUUGUUUGUCAAUAGAGAUAGUCUGAUAAAAAUCUACAAUGCCUUAGUGUGGCCUCAUUUCAAUUAUUGUUCAACAAUCUGGAAUGAUGGAUG